Candidozyma duobushaemuli is the source of this 510-nucleotide messenger RNA. RefSeq lists its product as uncharacterized. The coding region runs from base 1 to 510 and encodes 169 amino acids. The transcript has a single exon. The record is from RefSeq and is a predicted model, not a curated record. NCBI's taxonomy places the organism in Eukaryota, Fungi, Ascomycota, Pichiomycetes, Serinales, Metschnikowiaceae.
AUGCUCUGGAGAAAAUUUGUGGAUGCUCUUUUUGCAGCCACCUUGACUGCUGCUUACUGCAGAAGAAACCCUGAAACUGGCGUGGAAGAAGACUACGUCAAUGACGAUCCUACUAAAGCCGUGCCCGUGUGUAACGAAAAAUUGAAGGUCAAUGCUACGAUUUUCGAGCCCGAUAACACCAUUUUGAUGAACUUCAAUACGGAAACCAUGUGGGCAGUGUUUUACGAAAAAAGGGCCAACAAAAGGACCAUUUUGAGAUCCUACGGCGAGUGCUUGAUGGAGCAAGGUAUCGAGAUGUUCAGGCUCAGUAUGUUGCCGUUUGAUGAAUUUUCGGAGAAUUACAAGGAGGCCCCCAAGAACUGUGCAGAGCUCCGUAAUCCUCCAAAACCAGACAUCAAGACCAUGGAAGAGGGGUUCGUAGGUGGAGGAUACCAAGGUAUGCGUAAUGGGGCCAGGGUUGUGGGGGUCAAUCCUCUUUUUGUGGAGCAUCCCGUGGAAUCGAUGUUCUGA